Molecule: messenger RNA, 2302 nt
Organism: Anarrhichthys ocellatus (wolf-eel)
Lineage: Eukaryota; Metazoa; Chordata; Actinopteri; Perciformes; Anarhichadidae
Product: amyloid beta A4 precursor protein-binding family B member 1-interacting protein-like
Exons: 13
Coding region: 3-1367 (454 amino acids)
Biological process (GO): signal transduction
Cellular component (GO): plasma membrane; cytosol
Source: RefSeq, a predicted model, not a curated record
CUAUGAUGCUCCCAUGUGUGAAAGAGACAGAGAAGAUGGACGACAUAGACUCCAUAUUCAGUAGCUUGCUUGGAGAGAUGGAUCAUCUCUCUCAGAGUUUAAUGCCUGCAGAAGUGGGCCCUGACUCACAGACACACAGCACCUUCUCCAUUGGCUUCACAGACCUAAACGAGUCUCUUAAUGAACUGGAGGACCACGACCUGGAUGCUCUGGUGGCUGACCUCAGAUCAAAAUCAACCACCUCAGAUGGCCGACUCCCCGCAGAUCAACAGACCAGCAGCUGUGCAGCAGCCUCAGCAAUGGCUCGGGAACCUGAGCCAGCAGCUGCCCGUCCUCGACCAUCGAACUCUACCGAAUCCUCUGAAGGGCUGCAGAUGAGCGAACCCCAGACAAAGGCAGAGAAAAUUAAACUGGCUCUGGAGAAGCUGAAAGAAGCCAAAGUUAGGAAGUUGAUAGUCAAGGUGCUGAUGAGUGACGGCAGCUCCAAGACACUGAUGGUGGAUGAGAGACAGACUGUCCGAGAGGUUCUGGACAAGCUGUUUGAGAAGACACAUUGUGACUGCAGCAUCGACUGGAGCCUGUGUGAGACCAACCCUGAGCUGCAGAUUGAAAGAGAUUUUGAGGACCAUGAGCACUUAGUGGAGCCCCUGUCUGCGUGGACUCGCGUCAGUGAAAACCAAAUCUAUUUUGUGUCAAAACCUGAGAAGUAUGUGAUGUUCACUGACCCUCAAUUAUUUUACAUGUGGAAAAAGAAGAAAGCAUGUUUGAGUGGGAUUAAUGAGCAAGCCAAACAGCUCUUACUCAAGGAGCAUUUUGGAGGUUCCACUCUGAUUGUUCCUGAUCUUGAGGGCAAGCUGUACCUAAAAGAAGAUGGGAAAAAGCUUUGGAAACCUCUCUACUUCAUGCUCAGGGCCUCGGGCAUUUACUAUGUACCCAAGGGAAAGACAAAGGCUGUCAGUGAUCUCGCCUGCUUUCUUCAUUUUGAAAAAGUCAACAUCUACACCACCAAAAACUACAAACAGAAAUACAGAGCUCCCACCAACUUCUGCUUCAUGCUAAAGCAUCCCUGCCUCCAGAAAGAGUCACACUACAUGAAGUUCCUGUGCUGUGAUGACGAACACACACUGUUGCUUUGGGUGAACUCCAUCAGAAUAGCCAAGUAUGGGACUGUCCUGUUUAAGAACUACCAGGCUGCAAUGAAGAGAGCCUCCAGUUCGCAACCUCCCCACUCUGCUGCACACAAAGACAGAUACAACAGCCCAAAGCCAGAUCCGGCUCCACCCAAAACCACAAACGUGGAGGACUAUCCACAUGAGCCACCACCUGACUUCAUCCCUCCUCCUCCUCCUGGACAAACACACGUUUGAGACACAUCCUCCCCUCCCUUCAGCCUGGAUUAAGCCAGUUUUGCCUCCCUAUGCACAUGUCUGGACGAAUGUGCCAAUAAUAUGUUUUUAGUAAUGCGCUCCAGUGUAGCAGUAGCAUCACAUGAAUAUGAUGCAAUAGAUCACAUUUUAAAAGCUUUUACUUAUACCCAGACGUAUACAACGUAUACUUUCAUUCAGCUUUACGACACACAGACCACACACACUUAUGUCCACUGUUUCAAUGAGCUGUUUAUUAAAAAAAGACUGUACAUAAAUUUCAAUGAACACAUAAUAUGUACAAACUGAGAGGAGAAGACAAAUAUUAGUUUCUGUUCCCAUGAACAUUUAAGUUACUGAUUUUUUUUCCCCCCCACCCACGUUUCAUCAUUAAGAAAACACUCAUCAAAGAAAGGCGCCUUGACCUGUGAUGCCCUGAAAUGCGAGACGUUAAGUGGUAAACAUUACAAAGUCAUCAGUGGUUGUCUCAUGAUUUCUCUAUGAAAAAAGUAUAAAUUAAUCCGUUACAUACAAACUGCUAGCGGACGUUCCUCAGCAGUAUCCGACACACAAAGAACAAGUUGAAUGCGAAGCUAGAAAUACAUUAGGUAGAAAAAGUUGUUUUCUCACAAAAGAUUACCUCAUGAUGGAAAAAAUACAAUCAAGAAUGGGAUGUAGUGGCAAAUCAUUCACUGUAACGAUGAUUAGAGACUUUUCUUAGCUGAAUGAAUACUGUUGAUUUGAGUCAUUGUCUGUGUGGAAACCUGAAAAUGUUACCUCUGGAUAAUAAUCCCCUCGCAACACAUUAUCCAUUUCAAAAUAAAAGCAUGUGUUCAAUGCCCGUUAUUCCCAAAGUAUGUAUGAUUGUGUUUAUGUGGAUAGUUUAAAAAAAAAACAUUGAUUGUGGGAUAAGCUUCAAUGAUAUUUGACAGCAGGUU